AUGUCACUGUUUUCCCAAGAUGGGCCUCCUACAUCAACAAAUACGCCAUCGAGCCACGCUCUUCAGGCAGACGAGGAGUCGAGUGCGGUCGUUGAAGGAGAAUCCUCUCUGGCGGCCCACUCAGUCUUCGCGACGGAGUUCCUUCAAAAGGUUGUCAGCACCAAGUCACUGCAGGAUUCAAGCCUCGACUUGGGAGAGACGCUGGAAGCGCUAUCUCAAAUCGUCACCGCUCUCCAGCAGCAGCCAGUUGCGGGAGAGAUGACAUAUCCUCAUGCAAAACCGGUACAAAGGCAACGUAUCCAGGGUCUUGAGUUGCCUCCCAUCCAAAAGGCUGUGAACACUAUUCGGGUUGCAAAGAGCCAACGACUCUCUGGAAUGGCAUGGAUCUACGACUUCCUGCCAACUCGCCGAUUUCCAGACCUCUGUCUUAAUGUCUACUUCUCAGAAAACCACUCCGAAUACGACUUCAUCACUGUCAACGGCGGUCUUUACUCACUAUUCACCGACUACGCUGCACAAAUCUCACCAGAAGAUAAGAAAGAAUACCAAGAGUACGCCAGGAUGUGUAGAACAAAUCUGGAGACCAGCUUGUCGAACCUUCCACUUCACUUGCCAGCAUCUGCCGACGUAAUUGUAGCUCUUCUAUUCGGAACAUUCCACGCUGUCGAGAUUUCAAAGCCAUCACUCGCAUGGACGUUGGCAUCAAAAGCCUCGGAAUUAUGUCAGACUUUGGGCUACCACAGAGUGGAGUGCCUCAAGAACACAAAAGAUGACGGGAAACCCAGGGUUCGCGGCAUGCACUGGCACCAAUUCCUCUUCUGGAACGUCUACUAUAUCGACAAGAGCCUAUCACUUCGCUUGGGUCGUGCGUCAACAAUCCCCGACUGGCACAUCACCAUGCCAGAGCCUUCAUUAGAGGAUCCCUUGGAGGACCCUCUACUACCGUACUACGUCCUGUGGAUCCACACUGCCAAGUGCCAGGGAAAGAUCUAUGAGAUGUUGUACAGCCCAGACUCAAUGGCACAGCCUUACCAUGUCCGCCAGACUCGCGUGCAUGAGCUUGUCUCCAUGCUCCAUGACGUGGAAACGCGGACACAAGAGGCGAAUGCCAAAUGGGGUGACAGGGCCCGAGAAAUGGUGGAAGGGGCUUUCGUCGAUUUCUGUCUCAUAUCUGACUCGGUUCUUCGACUGUCAAUGUUGACAAUGGUAUACAGAGCUGCACCACGUGCUGAAGGUUCUCCCACGACUUUCAGCCCUGAGUGCAUCAAGGCCGCUAGAGCAGCUCUUGAGAAACAUCAAGAGACUAUCAUGUUCGCACCAUUCAUACCCUUCAUUGUGCUCUUCUGCCAAGUUAUCGAGACGCAAGAUCAGCAAGACUUGGCUCGCUUACAUGGCUUCAUCCUCUUCCUUCAGGAAGCAAACACUCUCUCCGACGCGGCGCACAAGAUGCAUCGCCUAUUCCAGGUGCUGUACAGCGUUGCUCUCCGGUUUGUCGAAUUCCGAACGUCUACGCCACAGGCGCAACAGACACAGGCGAGCGCUGAGAUGGACGCUUAUCUUGCUGCCCUUGGAUUCCCGGCAAAAGGAGGCAAUGGCGGAAAUCAGCAGGUUCAGCAACAACCGCAGCACCAACAGCAUCAACAUCAGAUGGACUUUUCUCAAAAUGCGACUCAGGCAUCUCAAAUGGCGGGGGGCACUGUGAUGUCAGGUAUGGGAGGAGACACGAUGGACGAAGGGCUGAUGAAGCCUGGGAACCCAAUGAUGUGGAUGACGAAUGCAGCCCAGCUGGAGGACUUUUUGUACAGCAACCAGGCCAUGAUGGACCUGCUUCAGGAGCCCAAUUUUGAGUCGGCCCAACAUCCUUGA
This is a messenger RNA of Colletotrichum chrysophilum, 1866 nucleotides long. RefSeq lists its product as uncharacterized. Lineage: Eukaryota; Fungi; Ascomycota; Sordariomycetes; Glomerellales; Glomerellaceae. The coding region runs from base 1 to 1866 and encodes 621 amino acids. Gene Ontology annotation, biological process: DNA-templated transcription. Gene Ontology annotation, molecular function: DNA binding; zinc ion binding. The transcript is spliced from 5 exons. The record is from RefSeq and is a predicted model, not a curated record.